Botrytis byssoidea is the source of this 2481-nucleotide messenger RNA. RefSeq lists its product as uncharacterized. NCBI's taxonomy places the organism in Eukaryota, Fungi, Ascomycota, Leotiomycetes, Helotiales, Sclerotiniaceae. The transcript is spliced from 6 exons. The coding region runs from base 1 to 2481 and encodes 826 amino acids. Gene Ontology annotation, biological process: transmembrane transport. The record is from RefSeq and is a predicted model, not a curated record. Gene Ontology annotation, molecular function: oligopeptide transmembrane transporter activity.
AUGGCUGGAGUUUUAAAGAGAUUCCGAGCUCGGAAUCCUGUCGUUCCAGCCAGUAUUCCUUCACAAGAUGACUCUAUUGCAGAAUCACGCACUCCACCAGAUACCAUUGGAAGGUCAGAAGAGAAGGAUGACGCAGUAUCAACUGCUCGUGACAUACAAGAGGCAGAAACGAAUCGCAAAUUAACCGCAUUCGAGCAACUUCAUAGAUGGGAUCCGAAUAUAGGCCAAGAUCAACUAGAAGAAAUCGAUGACGCCAUCAAUAGGCGAGACGGCAAUGCUGAAGGAAGAAUAUACGAUGAAGUCUUCGAGAACUCACCAUAUCCUGAGGUUCGUGCAGCGGUCAGAAAUUAUGACGAAGAUCUUCCAUGUAACACAAUUCGAGCGUGGGUAAUCGGAUUAGUUCUCAAUACCAUUGCAUCUGGUCUGAACUCCAUUUUCUCACUCCGAGCUCCUUCUUUAACAAUCACUUCAAUCAUCGUACAAAUGGUCGCAUACCCUCUAGGAGUAGGUUGGGCCAUGAUAUUCCCAGACCGAACCUACACCACUUUUGGAGUGAAGUGGAAUCUUAGCCCUGGAAAAUUUAACAUGAAAGAACAUGGUCUCAUCGUGAUCAUGGCCAACGCUGCAUUCGGUCAAGGAGUGGCAUAUUUUACUGAUACACUGACUGCUCAGAGAGGAUUCUAUGGGCAAAAUUUCGGUUGGGGCUUUAACAUCUUACUUGCACUCUCCACCCAAUGUAUUGGGUUUGGGAUUGCAGGUAUGAUGCGAAAGUUUCUAGUCGAGCCCGCAUCUAUGAUCUGGCCGCAGAAUCUCGUUAGCACUUCUUUCAUUUAUGCCUUACAUGACCAUAGCAAAACAGAUCCUGCCAAGUCGAAUGGUUGGUCCAUAGCUAGAUAUAGAUAUUUCUUCUAUGUCUUCAUCGGAUCUUUUGUCUGGUAUUGGUUUCCAGGCUAUAUCGCACAGUUCUUGAGCGUUUUCUCUUUCAUUACGUGGAUCCGACCAAACAAUGUUGUUCUUAAUCAGGUUUUUGGUGGUUGGACUGGUAUUUCUAUUAUCCCUAUUACUUUUGAUUGGACUCAGAUUACCGGAUACAACCUCCAGUCCCCGCUUAUUCCACCUUGGUUUGCCAUUGCUAAUACGGCUAUUGGUACUGUCUUUUGGUUUAUGAUUGUGACGGCUGGGGUUCAUUUCUCGGGGCAUUGGUAUGCUGAAUGGUUGCCUAUAUCUGAUUCUAACAGUUAUGAUAAUACUGGUAAACAUUACAAUGUUACCAAGAUCCUAACUCCAGAGUACACGCUCGAUAUUGAGAAAUAUAAGGAAUACUCGCCCUUGUUCCUUUCGACUACCUUUAGUCUUACGUAUGGUCUUUCUUUUGCUGCUAUUGCUGCGGUAAUAUUCCAUACUCUUUUGUUUCAUGGCCAAGAAAUUUGGAUACUCGCUCGCGCAAUCCGCGGAAGUUUAGACGAUAAUCACACCAAAAUGAUGCGAAAAUAUAAACCCGUACCCGGAUGGUGGUAUAUAGUCUUCUUCCUCGUGAUGAUGGCUAUGGCCCUAGCAGCUGUGUGCGCAUAUCCUACGCAUCUGACAUGGUGGGCAUUAAUCAUCGCACUCAUCAUUUCUCUAGUUUGGACCAUUCCCAUCGGUAUAAUAUAUGCAACCACCAAUAUUCAUCUCGGUCUCAAUGUCUUCACUGAAUAUGUACUGGGUUAUAUGCUUCCCGGUCGUCCAAUUGCUCUUAUGUUGUUCAAAACAUACGGAUACAUUACUAUGAACCAAGCACAUGCUUUCUUAUCCGAUCUGAAACUCGCUCAUUACCUCAAGAUCCCUCAGAGACCAGUCUUUUGGGGCCAGUUGGUAGCAACUGUUUGGAGUUGCUUUGUUCAAUUAGGUGUUUUGGAGUGGGCGUUGGGUCAUAUUGAAGGUAUAUGCACCAGCGGCCAGAAAAAUAAUUUUACAUGCCCUGGUCCGAGAGUCUUCUUUAACGCCAGCGUAAUCUUUGGACUGAUUGGUCCUCAACGUAUCUUCAGCUCCGGAGCUAUCUAUGGCUCUCUUCAGUAUUUCUGGUUAGCAGGUGCACUUCUUCCCUUCGUCAUAUAUUUCCUCGCACGAGCAUUUCCGAAGUCGAAAGUACGAUUUUUCAGCGCCCCGAUAUUCUUCGGUGGUAUGUCAGAACUACCACCUGCUACACCAUUAAACUAUUUAAGUUGGUGUUUGUAUGGUUUCAUCUUCCAGAGAUAUAUCAAGAAUCGAUGGAGAGGGUGGUGGAUGCGGUUCAAUUAUAUCACGAGUGCGGGGCUAGAUGCUGGAUUGGCGAUCUGCACGAUUGUCAUUAUCGCAGCUUUGAAUUUGACCGGAACGGGGUUUCCUGAUUGGUGGGGAAAUAGAGCACCAGGGAAUACAAUGGAUUACCUUGAGACAGCAGUGCAGAAAAAGGUGGGCGCUGGGGAGAUUUUUGGGCCACCAAAAGGGACUUGGGGAUAG